UUGGAUCUUCAGCUGUCAGACUUUGGCCAUUGCCAUCUAAAAGUGCAGGUUUUGUUAGCAAAGUAACGCGAACUCCACAACCCGCGUCGACUUUAUUAAAAGUUGUGCAUUCAUCUACUGAUCGAUCUUUGAACGUGUGAGCUGGUGAUUGAAGCGCUAAAAUUGCAUGAAGACGAACCAUUUAGUUUUAACCGCAGCUAGUUUUUGCACAAGCCUGAGCGGGUGUAACGUUAAGGCUUGAUGCAGGGAGGGAGGGAGUAAAAAGUCUUUGUGCUUCCCUUCCCCCUCAUCAAAGUAAAGGGGAAAUGUCUCUGUCUAAAGGAGGGAAGAAGAAGAACCCUGGGCUAAAGCUGGCCAAAGAAGUGUUUCUGCCGCCACAACCAGCAGCAGCAGCGCCACCUCGAGAUCUUGACUCGAAGGCUUGCGUCACAAUUGGAGAUCAGAACUUUGUGGUGAAGGCAGAUGACUUGGAGCAGAUUGAAGAGCUGGGGAGGGGAGCGUACGGCGUGGUGGACAAGAUGAAACAUGUGCCCAGUGGUGUUAUUAUGGCUGUCAAGAGGAUUCGUGCCACAGUCAACACUCUGGAGCAGAAGAGGCUUCUGAUGGACCUGGACAUUUCCAUGAGGACGGUGGAUUGCUUCUUCACUGUGACCUUCUAUGGCGCCCUCUUCAGAGAGGGAGAUGUUUGGAUCUGUAUGGAGCUGAUGGACACGUCUCUGGAUAAGUUCUAUAAGAAGGUUAUUGAGAAAGGCAAAGAAAUCCCCGAAGACAUCUUGGGCAAGAUCACAGUAGCGAUUGUCAAGGCAUUAGAGCAUCUGCACAGUAACCUGUCAGUGAUACACAGAGAUGUGAAGCCCUCCAAUGUUCUGAUCAACACCGAGGGCCAAGUGAAAAUGUGUGACUUUGGCAUCAGUGGCCACCUAGUGGACUCCGUGGCCAAAACAAUAGAUGCAGGCUGCAAGCCCUACAUGGCGCCUGAGCGGAUCAACCCUGACCUCAGCCAGAAAGGCUACAGUGUCAAGUCAGACAUAUGGAGUCUUGGUAUCACGAUGAUCGAGCUGGCCAUUUUGAAAUUCCCCUACGAGUCAUGGGGCACCCCGUUCCAGCAGCUCAAGCAGGUGGUGGAUGAGCCGUCUCCACAGUUGCCGGCCGACCGUUUCUCCUCAGAGUUUGUAGACUUCAUCUCCCAGUGCUUAAGAAAGAAGCCAAAUGAGAGACCAGCUUAUACAGAAUUAAUGCAACAUCCGUUUUUCACUCUGCAUGACUCCAAAGAGACAGACGUGGCCAGUUUUGUCAAGGUCAUCCUGGAUGACUGAUGGCCUCCCUCUGGGCACCACCCCGUCAGGGUAGGCGGGACCUCUCCGCAAAACAAACCAAUGGCCUACCUUUUUUUUUCUUUUUUUUCACUGGAAUGACAGACUCUCAUGCACCCCCACACACAACAGGGGGGUGACCCAAAGACUGACAACAGCCCAGCAGCACUGGAGUGGGAGAGUGGUUGUAAUAUGAACUUGUGGGGUCAAAAACCAACUGGAGAGGUUUAAUUCACUCCAUGCUUCCUGUGUGUGCGCAGUUAUUCAACAUGGCAAAAUAUGAACUGAACCGGAUUUGCUGUUUUUUGUCUUGUUCUUUUAAAAAAAAAUUUGUUGCCCCACUGCCCCUUUUAUCUCUCUCUUCAGAGAGCGGACAGAGCCAGCCAUUAUUUCUUUGUGACAUAUAUUGUAUGAUUACUUUGAAUUUCAUCUGCAAAACCAACAGUUAAUGUGUAUGUUGUUGUGUAUUGAAAGCUAUAUUUGCAUAUGUGUUAGUUUACUCAUUAUACAGAGUUUUGAUACUGUGUAUUGUCGACAAGUGUGAAUUUUACCGGACUAGGGCCUUAUUUGUCAGAUCACAUCAGGUGAACAGUUUGACCUGGUUCUGUCCUGAGGCAAGUGGUCAGUGCAGGGCUGCUGCUGUUGUUGUUGUUGCAGGCCAUGGGAGGCUCCAGAGCUAAGACAAAACAUGCAAGAAAUAUCAAAAGGACACAUUUUGGAUGGAAGGAGAUGCAAGUCAUUCCUAGAUCUUGUAGUGGUGUGAGGCAAGAAUGGAAAGUGUCCAGUUUCAUCUGAACCGAAAUUGAUCCGAGCUGUAGCCCUUCAUGAAGUGACCCCUCCGUACUCUUCUUUCUCGGGUAUUAACGAGCUGGUUUCAGUGCUGCCAUUGUUACUACCUUAAAAGUUUUCAGGGGUUGCCUCAUCAAGCUCACAGCUUUAUCUUUCUGUGUGCCAUGUUGCAAGUUGUUCUCAUGAACUCCUGCAUUAAUUGUGUUUUUUUUCUCUCUCUCACUCUCUUUCGGUCUUCUGCAUUAUGAUUUUCUUUUGGCUGCAUUUAAAUGUAUUUUUUUCUCCCUUGGUCUACUUUUCUCAAUUUUGGAGUCAGCAUAGUCUUUUCAUACGAGGCACUUGUGUUUAUUUUUUUCCCCCCAGAGACCUUUAUUAUGCAUUACACAGACAGUAUGUUACAGAAAUAAUUUAUGUGUUGAAGAUGUAAAUACUAUCUCCUCCUUUUUUAAUGUAACAUGGCACUGUCCUAACCUGGCAAUGCUGAUGAGUGGUAGAGUGGUUGGCAAUAGUUAGUUUUAAUGCAGUGUGACACACAAACAGACACUCGUACUCACAGUGCCAGCUGACUAUCAUUCACCUACUUUGAAGUGAUGUGCUGUCAGGCUCCACCGCUCAGGUUUCUGUGCUGUCCUUCAUGCGGAGACGGCCCCAUUUAUUUUUCCCUAGGUCGUACUCUACUUGAGUGCUGGGCAGAGAGCCUCUUUUUCAGUCCAUGGUGGGCAGCCAUCAAUUCUUCUGUCUGACCAUACUAUGCAGAGCCCCUUUGCCUUGGACACACAGCAGGAGGCCCUUGCCAUGUGGCAGUUUCCCCACUCCAAGUGUUCAGAGACUGUGACGAUAAUGGUGGUGGUGGUGGUGGUGGUGUUGAUGGCGAUGAUGAUAGUGAUGAUGACUGCCAUGCUGUGUUCGUGGCUCAUCGCCCCUCUGGUUAACACUGUAGUGCAACCUUUAUCAAAAGUCAGCGGGUUAGGAGUAUUUAUGAUUGUGAAAAAUAAGGGAAAGCUAGCAACACCACAAAGAAGCUGCUGAUAUUUUUUAUUUUUUUCCUUACAUUUUUUUAGUCUGCCUUCUUUGGAUGGCCAUUCCCUUGGUGUGUAAAAGUAAGUAUUUACGCUGAUCACAAUGAGAACGGAACACUUUCUCUACCUCUUACUCCUUCACUCUAUUUGCCACCUUUUGGGUGGAACUGACAAACUUGAACUAUGGAAAGACAAAAAAAUAAAGGCUUUAUUGUUCAGUA
This is a messenger RNA of Micropterus dolomieu (smallmouth bass), 3342 nucleotides long. RefSeq names its product dual specificity mitogen-activated protein kinase kinase 6-like. The transcript is spliced from 12 exons. Gene Ontology annotation, molecular function: MAP kinase kinase activity; ATP binding. The record is from RefSeq and is a predicted model, not a curated record. The coding region runs from base 306 to 1316 and encodes 336 amino acids. NCBI's taxonomy places the organism in Eukaryota, Metazoa, Chordata, Actinopteri, Centrarchiformes, Centrarchidae. Gene Ontology annotation, biological process: MAPK cascade; protein phosphorylation.